Molecule: messenger RNA, 1416 nt
Organism: Sipha flava (yellow sugarcane aphid)
Lineage: Eukaryota; Metazoa; Arthropoda; Insecta; Hemiptera; Aphididae
Gene: Rpn10
Product: 26S proteasome non-ATPase regulatory subunit 4
Exons: 7
Coding region: 122-1330 (402 amino acids)
Biological process (GO): proteasome-mediated ubiquitin-dependent protein catabolic process
Cellular component (GO): cytosol; proteasome regulatory particle, base subcomplex; nucleus
Molecular function (GO): polyubiquitin modification-dependent protein binding
Source: RefSeq, a predicted model, not a curated record
UAACAAUGCCUCGAUGAGUUAGCAAUUUGCUUAGAACUCGAAAAUUUGUUGGGAUCGUACUUUAGAGUUUUUACAUUUUAAUUUUACUCGAAUUCAAUACUUACCUACGAAAUUUAUCAACAUGGUUCUUGAAAGUACAAUGAUAUGUGUUGAUAACAGUGAUUAUAUGCGUAAUGGUGACUUUGUGCCUACUCGUCUACAAGCUCAACAGGAUGCUGUUAACUUGGUGUGUCUUUCUAAGACUCGUUCAAAUCCAGAGAAUAAUGUUGGUCUAUUAACUUUGGCUAAUGCUCGUGUAUUAGCUACUUUGACAGCUGAUGUUGGUCGUAUUCUUUCUAAAUUACAUCAAGUGCAGCCCAACGGAAACAUAAAUUUUUCUACAGGCAUUAGAAUUGCACAUUUGGCAUUGAAACAUCGUCAAGGAAAAAACCAUAAAAUGCGUAUUGUAGCAUUUAUUGGCAGCCCUGUAGGUUUGGAUGAAAAAGAAAUUAUUAAGUUAGCUAAAAGACUUAAGAAAGAAAAGGUUAAUGUAGAUGUUGUUUCUUUUGGCGAAGAGGCAGAAAAUUCUGAUGUAUUAACUGCCUUCGUUAAUACAUUAAAUGGCAAAGAUGGUGGUGGUAGUCAUCUUAUUGCUGUACCACCUGGUUCACAUUUCUCUGAGGCAUUAGUAUCAUCCCCAGUUAUUCAGGGAGAGGAUGGUGCUGGUGGAGCUGGUCUUGGUGGAUCUGGAUAUGAAUUUGGAGUUGAUCCUAAUGAAGAUCCUGAAUUAGCUUUGGCCUUACGUGUUUCAAUGGAAGAACAAAGAGCUAGACAAGAGCAAGAGGCUCGUCGAGGUCAAGCUUCUUCUGGUACUGAUGCUUCAACUUCUCGUCCAGAAACUAUUAAUGAGACUUCAUCUGAUGAAGCAAUGUUGGAACGUGCUUUGGCUAUGUCUAUGGAAACUGGUGAAGAUGAGCCAAUGAUUGUACAAGAGAAAUCAGGCUCGACUUCUGGAUCUACUGCUGUUACAGCUGCUGCUGUUACUGCAUCUGAAGUGGACUUCAAUAAUAUGACAGAAGAAGAGCAGAUAGCGUUUGCAAUGCAAAUGUCUAUGCAAGAUUCAGCAGUUGAAGAAAAAGCAUCUUCAUCUGGUCCGAAUUCCAAAGAGGAAGCUAUGGAUGUCGACUACUCAGAAGUGAUGAAUGAUCCUGAAUUUAUUCAAAGUGUGUUGGAAAAUUUACCUGGGGUUGACCCGCAAAGCGAUGCUGUACGUCAAGCUGUCGGUCUUGUCAGUAAGGAUUCUAAGGAUAAAGAUCAAAAAAAUGAUAAAGACAAGAAUAGCAAGAAAUAAGCUUAAAAUUGGAAAUAACAAUAUUAUACUUAUUAUCUCUAUUUUUUUUUUUUUUUAAACAUUCAUAUAAAUAAUUUAAGGUAUCU